Opisthocomus hoazin is the source of this 4830-nucleotide messenger RNA. NCBI's taxonomy places the organism in Eukaryota, Metazoa, Chordata, Aves, Opisthocomiformes, Opisthocomidae. The record is from RefSeq and is a predicted model, not a curated record.
AUGAGCGUGACUUCGUGGUUCUUGGUGAGCAGCACUGGCAUUCGCCAUCGGCUCCCUCGGGAGAUGAUCUUUGUUGGCAGAGAUGACUGUGAACUGAUGCUCCAGUCCCGCAGUGUCGAUAAGCAGCACGCUGUAAUCAACUAUGACAAGGAGAAAGAUGAGCACUGGGUGAAGGAUCUCGGGAGCUUAAACGGCACGUUCGUCAAUGACGUGAGGAUUCCGGACCAGAAGUACAUCACCCUAAAACUGAAUGAUGUCAUUCGCUUUGGCUAUGAUUCAAACAUGUAUGUCCUGGAGCAAAUUCAACACAAAGUCCCAGAAGAAGCUUUAAAGCACGAGAAGUACACCAGCCAGCUGCAGAUGAACUACAAAGGCACGGCGAUGAAGAGGGUGGAGCAGCCCAUGGAGCACGGUGUCUACACCGAGUCCCCGCAAGGGAAGCUGGAGAAAGGAGAGAGGAAAGCAAUUACAGAAACCAAUACCUACCGCACCCCUCUUUAUGGGCAGCCCUCCUGGUGGGGGGAAGAUGAUGCAAAUAACAAGGAGGACAGAAGGCAAGAGGAACAUUACUCAGAAAGAUCAAAAGAGAUAACCCAACAUGAAGAGGAACUGAAUGGUAAUAUUUCUGCUUAUAGAGAUGCCCAAGAACAGUCUGUGUUUGCCUUCCGGAGAGAGCCAAGUUACUUUGAGAUUCCAACUAAAGAAUUUCAUCAGCCAUCAAAAUCUCCAGAAACGCAGGUCCAUGAGAUCCCAACAAAGGAUGUUGAUGCUGUAGUGGCCCCUGUUGUACAGAGUCAUGCCUCUUUCACCAUUGAAUUUGAUGAUGGUACCCCUGGUAAAAUAAAGAUAAAAGACCACGUGACUAAAUUUUCACUCAGACAGAGAAGACCAUAUAGUAAGGAACCAGCUCAUACAGAAGUGAUGUCAGCAGAGAGCAAAGUGGCUGACUGGCUUUUUUCCAAAGACCCAAGCUUGAUGAGACGGCAGUCUCCAGGAGACGAUGUCUACAGCACAAAGAGUGACCUGCCGGUUCACGUGAGGACGCUUAAAGGCAAUAGGCACGAGGACGGGACGCAGAGCGAUUCCGAAGACCCCGUGGCACCCAAGGCAGAGAAGGAGACGACAACGGGCAGCGAACGUGUGACGGAGCAAACCAAGCUGCAGCGCCAGAUGAGGCGUGAUCCCCACGAGAUGCUGCACAACAAGCAGGCCUUCGUCAUUGAGUUCUUCGAGGACACGCCGCGGAAGAAGCGGUCGCAGUCCUUUACGCACAGCGCUCACUCCUCCCAGAGCGACACCGAUCCGGGGCUGAAGACCAAGGUUGAAAAGCGCAAGAAUGUGUUGCCAGCAGAGAAAGUGGGAAACGCAGUGCCACCAUCCCACGUUGGGGGCCAGGCAAGCAAGCCCAGUAACAGCUCCACUGGGACCCAGAGAGCUGGCUCCUUCAAGAGGGAGAAGACAGAGGAUCGGAUCAGCUCUUCAUCCUCUUCGGCUUCCAGAGCAUCAGCCAAAACUUACGGGAGUGUUGGGAGGAAGUCUAAAAUGGCUCAGGAUUUUAUGGCUGAGUACUUGCGGGAGACUGCUCAGUCUGGGAAGCAGAGCGCUGAGAAACCGGCACCUCUGCCCACGCUGGUAGCUCCACGCGUGGUUAUAUCGUCAGAACCAGAGCCUGUCUCUGCUCCACCUCCAGAGGUAAAGUCUGCUCAGGUCAGGAGGAACGAUGAGGAAGACAGCGUGAGUGAGACGGGCACAUACACCAUCGAGACAGAGUCGCAGGAUAAAGAGGUGGAGGAAGCGCGAAAAAUGAUAGAUCAGGUUUUUGGUGUUCUUGAGUCACCUGAAUUUUCCAGGAUCUCUUCAGCCUUUAGACCAAUAAUUAAAGGUGAAAAAGACGACUCCGGUUCUCAUCAGCAUCUAAUCAGUGAAAAUGGCACUAGUCAGAAGUCACCCCUGCUCCAGGCAUUUGCCUCAAAAGCUGUGAGUGGGUCUCAGGCUGAUGCGCAGAUGUCUGCAGCAUCUCAAGGGAGUCAGAAGUGGGUGUCUAGGUGGGCGAGCCUUGCGGACAGUUACUCUGACUCUGGAUCUGUGUCUGGGCAGGGUGAUGGAGGUGCAGAAAGCAGUGUAGCCCCAAAACCUGGAGAACCAGAAAAUGCUGUGCCCUUGAGAACAAGGCGCCUUCUCCCCCAGCUCCCACCAAGCGAUAAAUCAGACAGUCCCACGCCCACGGUGCUGGUCUGCCAGGAGUCCUACUCUGAGGUUACCAAGAGAACCAUCGUGAAGGACCACUGUGUGGAAGCCUAUGGCGAUCCCAGCAGCCGCCUUUUCAUCCAAGAAGACUUGGAUCCAGACAGUCUCAGUGAUGCCAGCAGAUCUGAUGAUGGCUUCAGUACAGAAAAAGGCAAGAAAUAUAAAGAGAACAAUAAAAUGCUAGAGCAGAUGGAGGAAGACACAAAAUCAGAGAGCCAGCAGCUGGGAGCCUCCCGGGUCUCAAACGUGAGAGGUGUAAGUGAGCCAGUUUCUACUUCAUUCUACAUUGGUGAUGACAGCAAUGACGUGGGGAUUCCCUCCAAGAUCUCUCUGAGCAUGUCCCAUGCUCGAGCAGACAAAGACGGCAAGGAUCAAGAGUUUUCCUUCAAGUCUGGUGGCCCGCCAGUUCCUGGAAAGCCACUAGUUAAAGAUGUCAGCGCUUACAUUAAUGCAGCAGGAAAAGUGGUCAUUUCCCUUCAUCAGAGUCUUCCUCAAGAUCAGGAAAACGUGGCAGGAAAGGAAGCAUCAUCUUUUGUUAGGCAGGAAAGUUUUACCAAAGAGAAAUCAAGCAGCGCAGUUCCUCAAAAUAAACUCCCGCAUAUUUCAAGUCACCCUCUGCUUAAAGAUUUAGAGGCUGUUCGGUCGACCCGUAUGGACUUUGGUCAGGAGACUCAUCUUCUCCUUAAGGACACUGAAACUGCCUUGGCAGCACUGGAAGCCAAAUUACUUAGUCAAAGCCAACAGCUGGAGCCCUCAGAAACUGCUGGUCAGCUGGAGGACUCCUUGUCAGGGGACUCGGACGUGGACACUGCCAGCACGGUCAGCUUGGUGAGUGGCAAAAACGUCCCGACGGGCGCCCCGAAACGCAAAGUGGUUGCAAGCUUGCAGAAGGAGAAAUCUUCCUCCACACCUCCCAUCCAGGACCAGUGUGGGCAGCCCAGCGCUCGGGACAGGCUGACGGAGAAGAGGAAGACACAAGCACCAGAGGCAUCAAACCGCAUGGAGGCCACCAAACGCUUCCAGAUGAAGCGGAGCGCUGGGGCUCGAGGGUCGCUUGACUUCACGGAUGACGAGAGAAGCUCAAGCUCGCCCUACUUGCCAGUCCCCGACGCAGUUGUGUCUGACCACGAGCACUCGGUAACCCGGCCAGUUCCCAGAAGGAAACCUUUGACUCCAGCUGCCAAGGAGGACCACAGCAAAACGACCUCGAAUGUGCAGAAGAUCCAGCAGGUCCUCACCCGCUCCAACAGUUUAUCCACCCCACGGCCCACCAGGGCCUCAAAGCUACGUCGCGCCCGGCUGGGAGAUGCUUCGGACAACGAGUGCGUUGAUACUGAGAAAACGGCCUCUAACUCUGAAGCCACUGCUCCGGGCCCCAAGCAGUCCACGGAAACGAAGAAGCUCUCCAGGCUGGACAUCCUCGCCAUGCCAAGGAAACGGGCAGGUUCGUUUACAGUGCCCAGCGACUCCGAGACGGCGCAGUCGAGGCCGGGGUUCUCGAGCCGGGGCGUGGAGUCCUGUCGGAAGACGGGUGCUUCAGAGAUUAGAGCCGUGGCGAGGAAAACAGCGGCUGCUGUUGCCGCGAACUCCCCUAAACACAAACGCUCCCAUACUUCAACAGCCACACAAACACCGAGGAUACGUGGCUCUGGGCUGAGCAAGCAGAAGCACAAUGGCAGAGAAACGGAUGACGAUGAAGAUUUUGAUGACCACCCUGACGCCUACAACUUCAUGGCGCAAACAGCAGAGAUAGCAGAAAUAGCCAGGCUCAGCCAAACCCUGGUGAAGGAUGUGGCCAUCCUUGCUCGGGAGAUUCAUGAUGUUGCUGGAGAUGGGGACUCACAGAGUUCAUCGGGGACGGGACCAAGCACCUCGCUCAGCUCUGUGCCCAACACUCCUGCUUCCACCAUAUCAGCAAGAGAAGAGAUUGCUCGUAGAUCUUUUCGGCUGGCAUAUCCAUCUCAGUUGGUGCAGCACAUUCCAGAAGCAAGUCUGAACUACCAGAAAGUGCCUCCGGGAUCAGUGGAACUGAAGGAUUUUGACCAAAAUAUGAAUGAUAAUAGAGAAGAUGAUCCCUCAAGAAAAACGAGGACAAGAAACCGUGAGGAGGUAAUCUUUGACAAUCUGAUGUUGAACCCAGUGUCCCAGUUGUCACAUGCAAUCCGUGAAAAUACAGAAAACCUAGCUGAAAAAAUGAAGAUUCUGUUUCAAAACUCGGAAAGGACCUGGGAGGAGAUGGAGGCCAAAAUUAAUUCAGAAAACGAAGUGCCAAUUCUGAAGACAUCAAACAAGGAAAUCAGUUCUAUCCUGAAGGAGCUCAGGAGGGUUCAAAAACAGCUUGAAGUCAUAAAUGCUAUCAUUGACCCUACUGGAAACUUGGAUGUAGUUGCCAGUAACAAGGCAUCAUCUUCUGCUGCUAAACAAUCUACAGCCACUAAAGUCAGGACUGCUAACACUUCUGGGUCCACGAUGGAGACUGUGUCCCCAGCGCAGAGGAGAAACUACGUACAGAAAUCGAACUGUGGGUCUUCUAGCUUACAAGAUUCAAAUUUCAUUCCAGAAGGAGAGAAAUAUGUGAUCUGA